Odocoileus virginianus texanus is the source of this 2082-nucleotide messenger RNA. Lineage: Eukaryota; Metazoa; Chordata; Mammalia; Artiodactyla; Cervidae. The record is from RefSeq and is a predicted model, not a curated record.
GAGGCGACACGUGGCCGCACUCACUGGGCGCCCUCCGCCGAGCUGCUGCGUGGCCAUGGACAUAGGCGCCGAUGAGUUCGAGGAGAGCCUCCCUCUGCUGCAGGAGCUCGUCCUGGGCGCGGACUUCGUGGGUCUGGACAUAGAGUUCACCGGCCUGCGUUCUAACCUGUCUGGGCCCCAGCAGAUCAGCCUGUUUGACUUGCCAUCAGAGUGGUAUCUAAAGACCCGUCAGAGUGUUCAGCAAUUCACCAUCUGUCAGAUCGGAUUGUCUGUGUUCUCCAGUAUUGAAGGCGAGUCGAACAAGUAUGUAGCUCAUUCAUGUAACUUCUUCCUCUUCCCUACGACAUUUGGGGUUUUGGACUCAGAGUUCUCUUUCCAGGCUUCCAGUGUUCAGUUUCUGAACCAGUAUGGCUUCGACUAUAACAAGUUUCUCAAAAAUGGAAUCCCCUAUAUGAACGAAGAACAGGAGAAGAAAAUUAAGCACAACAUCCUGACUGGGAACUGGAAAGUUCGCAGCUCUCUGGACAAAGAGCAGAUCAAGGUGGUGAUUGACGAGGUGACGCGCUGGCUGGACCUGGCGGAGGAAGGGGACUGGAUGACCCUCCCUGGCAUCGCUGGCUUCCAGGCCUUUGAGAUCCAGCUCGUGCUGAGGAAGGCCCUCCCUGACAUCUGGACAGCGCUGAGAGACCAAGGGGUGGUUGUGAAGAAGGUGAGUACGCAGCACCGCUGGUAUCUUGAGAACACCUCCUGUGAUCGAGAGAGCUGCUGGAAGGAGAAGAUCCUUCUCUCUGCGAGGGGCUUUUCCGUGUUCUUCCAGAUGCUGGUGAAAGCUCGGAAGCCCUUGGUGGGACAUAACAUGAUGAUGGAUCUGCUGCAUCUCCAUGAGAAGUUCUUCAGACCUCUCCCAGAAAGCUACGAUGAAUUUAAGCUGAAUAUCCACAACCUAUUUCCUGUUCUCAUUGACACCAAGAAUGUGACAAAGGAUAUCUGGAAGGAACUCAAUUUCCCAAAGGUUUCAAAUCUCUCAGAAGUUUAUGAAGUCCUGAACAGUGACGUGAACCCCACCAAGAACUCCGGGCCGGUGAUCAUUCACGCCAGCAGGUGUGAGAAGUACGUGGAGACCAAGUACCCCCACGAAGCAGCAUACGACGCCUUCCUGUGUGGGUCAGCUUCUUCUCUUCCAGUUCUGUUGAAGGUGGCGCACCUGCUCCUGUGGAAGGUACACAGCGCUAUUCCCAUCCCCGAGCCCAGCUUCCCCCUCUACCUGGAUGUGCUGGCGCCCUAUGUGAACCAGGUGAAUCUUAUCCGAGCCGGGGUCCCCAAAAUCAACUUUGCAGGCCCAGACUUCCCCAGCAUCCGCCCCCCCAUCCUCAUCCUCACCGUCAGGAGGUGGCCGGGGGUCAGUGAGCAGCAGGUCUACCGCGAGUUUCAGAACCUCUGCAAGUUCGAUGUGAGGAGGCUCACGCGGAGCCAGUUCCUGCUCAUGACCAAUAAGUUCAAGGACACGAGGAGCAUCCUGAAGGAGUAUAAGUGCCACCCAACGCUGCAAAUCUCGCUGUACCGCUACUGGAGACACUCCCCGAACAUCAACUGCCUGCUACGGGUCUGCGGCAUCGUUACCACCUGGGCCUUCAUCGCGUUUCUCCUGGGAAGAGCUGGCCCCUGAGGGCAGCGAGGCCGCCUGCAGCUCCGUCCUGUCUCCACGCGCCCCCUGCAGGGCUGUGUGUUUACCUCACAUCCUCCGUGCACAUGGAUCGGUCCAGUCCUCACAGGGAACUGUGUUCUGUUUUCAGCGUGAAAAAGUCUGUCAAUAUUAUCACUGAUAAGUCCUUUGUUUGUGGCCCAAACGUUUCUUUCUAUAAAUGACUGAGGGGAAGGAAUGUCUCCUGGGCGUUUAAGCUCACAUUCCAGAGUGUCUUCUGAAAUGACAGCUAGGCAUCCAGCGGAGCUGGCCGCUGAGCAGGCCAAAGGCUCUGUUAUUUCUGGGAGAGAAAUCAUUAGCCAGUCAGUUGACAGGGAUUUAGGCCUAAGAAACGGCCCGAGUUUUAGUAAAGGGGAAAAGUAAAGCCAAGUGUCCAUGUG